AUGUUGGCACGAAUCUUCACAACCGGGUUAUUGGCAAGCCAGGCAACGGCAGGAGCAAUAGGAAAUGGCGGACUCUUCGCACGAAAAGAUCAUUCCAUGGAGGAGGUGAUGCGACGAUAUGUUGAUUCGAUCAUCGACCCCAUCGAACGAAGACAAGAAACCACCGCUCAAAUCCCAACCAUGAACAUAACGCAAUGGGACGAAGCCACCACCGCAGCAUGUACCACCUCCCUCGAAGCACUCAACGGGCGACCAAGCAACCCCUCGGGCAUGGCAGUCUGCUACAACCUCCCCUUCCUCAACGAGACAACCGGUAUCUUCCAGGCGGAUCUACGACUAUACAUGGUCGGCGCCCCAACGGGUGAUUUCGCCAACAUCGCAUCGCAGAAUGUAAAUGUCGGACUCUCAUACAGCGGCGCCACGGUACAAGCCAUCAACGCCACGACCAUGACGAAGCGUUCCGAUGACUCGAGUCUGAUUUCCUGGCCCAGAGCUGUGGAGAUGAGCAAGAGACAGACGCAAGUCCCGCAGCUGGCGCAGGCAUAUGCGUUUGUGGGACAGGUGAACCGCGAGUUGCUCGCUACACCGGGCGGAACCACAUCCCUCCAAAACAUCCUCGUCCCAACCGUAACCCUCACAGCCAUGAACGCCACCGGCCAACUCGUCAACACCACCUUAUCGAGUCAAGAAGCAACCUUCGUCAACGGCGUCUUCGCCACGCAAGUCGUGCCCACCAAAUCCCAGGUCGCGCCCCCGAUUCAAACGCUCGUUAUUAAAGACGGCUCGACUUUCGUGGUGCCAGGGCUGAAUAUCCUGAUUUUUCCCAUUGGAGGCAUCAUCACGGGGACGUGGGCGUUGCUGUUUGUGGGGGUGGUGGGGUGGGGGACUGUGGGGAGAAUGCAGUUUCGGGAGCAAUACAGGAGGAGGAGGGAGAGGGCGGCGGGGGGGAAGGCGAGGAUUUAG
Messenger RNA from Glarea lozoyensis ATCC 20868, 963 nucleotides. RefSeq lists its product as uncharacterized. The transcript is spliced from 2 exons. The record is from RefSeq and is a predicted model, not a curated record. Lineage: Eukaryota; Fungi; Ascomycota; Leotiomycetes; Helotiales; Helotiaceae. The coding region runs from base 1 to 963 and encodes 320 amino acids.